AUGGUGUUCCGAGAUGGUAAGCCCACUGAACCUGAAUCUGAACUGCUCCCUUUUGCAGACCGAGAGAACUCUAGCGUAAACGCAACGCAGAAAUUCCAGCCACGUCCUCCUCUAAUGCCCCUUAACUCUUCUCUCCCAAUCUCAUCGACAGUUGUGCCGCCACCAACUACCAUGAAUCAGAGCACGGUGCCUAAGGUUGAGAAUGAGACUAGUGCCAAUGUUGCAGAUGUGACAUCCCAGAAACCCGUUCCAGAGUUCUCAAUCUUUGAUUUGACCAUCACCCAGGCCCUGAAGCACGUCUUCCUGAAUCAGCGUGAAGCCGCCCGAAUUAAGGAUGUCUUUCUAGGCACCGUGGCUCUCGAAAGACAGCCCGAAUAUCUGCCGAUUCGCGAAUACUUAGCCGAUGGAGAAUUUCCCCCUCGCCUGAUCACCCUUAAGAGCUCUGGCUUCUCCCAUCCCACCCCAUUCCCAGCCCUGAAUCCCAACGGCACCACCACCUUCCGACUGGUUGGUGACCAGAUGGGAAUUGGUCAGAACUUCAAACUGAACGGUGUGGGCAACAGUCUCGAUUUGGAAAAUGUCAUUCUCGUACUCGGAAGAGUCUACCUCCAAGCUCGCCGUUUCGGCCUGAUGGACUUGGUUUAUCGAAUUACCUUCAAGCUCCAAGUCGCCUGGAACUGCUACCCGGAGCUAUACCAAACCAAACCGCUCCUCGAGGUUGCUUCUGUUGCUUUCGAUGGGCGCAUCAAUUUUGACGAGGCUGACUGCGAUUAUCUCCAGUCAUGGCUCAUUCAUUUCAUCUCCGAGGCCUCAGAUUUACUCACAUACAACGCCAGCGAGCAGUUCUGGUCGUUGUUACGGACUCAUCCAAAACUCCAAGACAAAGUUCUCAAUCUGCGCAUGCUUGCUCACGUCCAUAACCCAGAGUUGUAUGGCAAUACCAGUGUGCUCCUCGAGAGCCGUGGUCUGGGAACCCGAUGA
Messenger RNA from Penicillium robsamsonii, 981 nucleotides. RefSeq lists its product as uncharacterized. The record is from RefSeq and is a predicted model, not a curated record. The transcript has 2 exons. Lineage: Eukaryota; Fungi; Ascomycota; Eurotiomycetes; Eurotiales; Aspergillaceae. The coding region runs from base 1 to 981 and encodes 326 amino acids.